This is a messenger RNA of Dovyalis caffra, 264 nucleotides long. The record is from the annotation of a GenBank genome assembly. NCBI's taxonomy places the organism in Eukaryota, Viridiplantae, Streptophyta, Magnoliopsida, Malpighiales, Salicaceae.
AUGACAGACAACGACUCGAGUAAGACCCGGGUUGAUCGUGCGCUUGAUCAUUUAGCCGAUUGGGUUUAUAAGUCUUGUGGGUCCGUAUCCUUUUCGAGUUUAGAGCAUCCAAAGUUCAAAGCUUUUCUGAAUCAAGUUAGGAUGUAUGUGGUUUCAAGAAGGGAUUUUAUAGGUGGGAGAUUGGAUGUUAAGUAUGAAGAAGCUAGAUGUGAAUCCGAGGCAAGGAUUCGAGAUGCUUAUGUUGAUAUUAACUUGAAUGGUUAA